Molecule: messenger RNA, 1745 nt
Organism: Schistocerca gregaria
Lineage: Eukaryota; Metazoa; Arthropoda; Insecta; Orthoptera; Acrididae
Gene: Surf1
Product: surfeit locus protein 1
Exons: 7
Coding region: 299-1210 (303 amino acids)
Biological process (GO): mitochondrial respiratory chain complex IV assembly
Cellular component (GO): mitochondrion; membrane
Source: RefSeq, a predicted model, not a curated record
GCCAUGACCUGCAGCCAGUUGUGCGGUGUGAUUAAUCGGUGUCGUUGCUCGAUGAGAGCGAGAAUGUAAUGAUCGAAAUACUUUUAUCGAUUGAUCGAUUUCAAUUAGUUGGACAGAUGUUUAUGGCAAUGUUUGGACAGUGGUUUGCGUACUCAAAGUAGAAUUGAAAGCUUUCUGUGUCGGCUAUGGUUUCUUGCAAACCAAUUAAAUGCUCUAUCACGUGAGCUUCUAGUGAAAGAGAGAAUUGGCCCAAAUUGUGGCUAUUACAAUUUCUUGUGAAAAACUGAAUAAAAUAAACAUGUGGCGGUGCAUAUCAACUGCGAAACUUAAGUCGUUUGUCACCGGAGUUCGACCACCGGGAAAGAUGUUUCAGCAGCAAAGGGAAAACUUCCCACCUGUGAUUUUCCUUCGACAAACUCGACGUAAUGUUUCAACAGUUGAAACACGAUUUCGUAAAGCACAGGAUGGCAAUAAGAAACUGAAACCAUUUGCAUGGUUUUUGUUGCUCGUGCCGAUAACAACAUUUGCACUUGGAACAUGGCAAGUGAAACGCCGGAAGUGGAAGUUGGAUCUUAUUGCAGAUCUUGAGAGUAGAACAAAGCAGGCCCCAUAUGAUCUUCCUGAAGACCUUUCUGAGCUGGAGAAGAUGGAAUAUUAUCCUGUGCGAGUGAAGGGCAGGUUCGAUCACUCACAUGAGCUGUAUUUGGGGCCUCGAUCACUUAUUGUGGAUGGAGAUGCAGCAAAUCAAGGUAGUCUUAUGUCACAAAAUACCAAAGGACAGUCUGGAGGAUACUGUGUGGUGACACCUUUCAUACUGAGUGACAGAAAUUCCACAAUUCUAGUGAACCGUGGAUGGGUUCCCAGUAAACAGAAAAAUCCAGGAACCAGAGAAGCUGGUCAGAUAGAAGGAGAACUGGAGCUCACUGGGCUUGUCAGGCUAAGUGAAAAAAGAGCUCCUUUCAUGCCUGCCAAUAAACCAGAUGCAUGGUUCUACAGAGAUGUGGAAACAAUGGCAGAAGUGCUUCAUACAGAUCCAAUAUUCAUUGAUGCCUCUGCAGAAAGCAGUGUUCCUGGUGGCCCACAGGGAGGACAGACAAGGGUCACAUUAAGAAAUGAGCAUCUUUCCUACAUACUAACUUGGUAUGGCCUUAGUGCAGCAACUGGUAUCAUAUGGUUUCGAACAUUCAUUCAUAAGCUGGGAAAAUAUUAAUUUGUCACUAACAACCAAGUGUUUAUGCCCACAUGUGACAUGUUCUGCUGUAAUAAUUGUGCCUUCAGUUGUAGAUAUGCUUAAUAAAAAUGAACAAACAGCAUUUACAUAAGUGUUCAAAAGACCUAUAAAUCAUUAAUUUAUGCCAGUUAUGGAGUGACAGCUGAUUAAAGUUCAAUUAAGAAGCAUUGUGGAUCAUGGGUUUUCUUUCCUGAUCUAAUGGAAUUCUGCAGAAUAAAUUCCAAAUUUAGAUUUGAAGAAAAUUUAUAUUUAUAUAUGUUGUGGCAAGCUUGCAACCUAUGAAACACUGUUUUGAUCUACAGUGUUUCUUCACUUUCUUGAACAAAAUUGAGCAGUGGCAGAAGAGUAAGAGAUGUUAGUAAAAACCCUGUCAGUGUGGAGGAUAUCAUCUCCCUGUUUUGGUCUCAGGUGCAGGUUCUUUUCAGUUCAUAUGUUGUACAAAUAGUGGUAAAGACAUUGUAUACAUAUAUAUAGGAGAAGCUGGGUUCCAGAAAUUAAUUUGAAUUUUUCAUUA